ACCGACCGGACGUGACAUAACGUGUACGUGCUUUGUACACGACGUACUGUACAUGUGCGACUGUGACGUGCAACUACGUGGUUCAACCUGCGCUGACAAGUUUGUGAUCAACUGAAAUCUCUCAAUUUCAACUCACCUUUUGGACUUCCCUCAUUAAAGGAGGUUGCAAGAGCCAUGUUGAUGCCCCCGACACUGCUGUGUCCCUCGCUGCUGUAGAUUGCCCCACUGCCAUGCCCCCGUUGCCGUGAUGCCCGGUGCCCCGCUGCACCGACAUGCUUGGCUGUGGAACUCUGCCAAGCUGCGGGUGCCACAACACGACUUCCUCAGACCUCAGCUACUCGUCUGAGAGUUCGUCUUCGGACGCAGACAUGCGGCGAAACCAGGGAAGCUCCUGCCAGGAGGUGGUCAAACACAACGGCGUCGGCGCCUUCCUGGCAGCGCUGUCCCCCAGGAACCUGUUCCGGGGCUUCAAGAAGAACAGCGAGUUCAGCAUGCCUAAGGCAGAACGAACCAUGAAGGCGGCCAUCUUGAUACAACAAUGGUAUCGCAGAUACCUCGCCAGAAUGGAGGUACGUCGUCGAUACACAUGGACAAUCUUCCAGAGCAUAGAGUAUCAAGGCGAGCAAGACCAAGUCAAGCUGUACAAUUUCUUCAACGCGCUGCUGACGCACAUCCCCACGACGCCGUCGUCACACAAACCUAUAACUAGUGAUACCACGUCAAAGUCUUCCUCUACAGACACAACAGUAGAGACCAAGUUUGAGGACGAAUCUCCUAGUGACGGUGGCAGUUCUCCUAACCAGUUUGUCGAGUCCAACUACAAGGGGAUCCAUCUAGGAAACCCUCUAAGCCGACAGGACCUUGACAACCUUAUAGAGUCCUUCCGCAAGAAAAAGACUCAUAGACUACACGCCAAAUACGUAGCGACAAUACUGAAACAAGCAACAGCAGCUCUCAAGAAACUGCCCAACCUAAAUGUAGCCUCUACCGCCAUCUCCAAACAAAUAACUGUGUGUGGAGACCUGCACGGCAAGUUGGAGGACCUGCUUAUAAUCUUCCAUAAGAACGGACUGCCAUCAGCGGAGAACCCGUAUGUGUUCAACGGUGACUUCGUCGACCGUGGCAAGAAGGGGCUGGAGGUUCUUCUGCUGUUGUUGGCUGUCCUGCUGGUGUUUCCUGAUGGAGUGUUUCUCAACAGAGGAAACCACGAGGAUCACGUCAUGAACACCAGAUACGGAUUUAUCAGGGAAGUUAAGCUGAAGUACAAGCACAACGCUGAGCGGCUGCUUAAGCUGAUCGAAGGGGUGUACAGGUGGCUCCCCCUAGGCACAGUGGUCAACAACAAGGUACUCAUUGUUCACGGAGGCAUCUCCGAUAUCACGGACUUGGACUGGGUUAGGAGUCUAGACAGACAGAAGUAUGUAUCUCUGCUGAGGCCACCAGUUGUCCCAGAGACCAACAACGCCGUCGCCACAGAGGCCAUUGAUAAGAUGGAGUGGAAACAGGUGUUCGACAUCCUCUGGAGUGACCCGCAAGGCACGGAAGGCUGCAUACCUAACUCCUUACGAGGGGCAGGCACCUACUUCGGCCCUGACGUCACUGAGCAGUUCCUAGCCAAACACAACCUUAUGUUCAUCAUCAGAUCGCACGAGUGUAAGAUUGAUGGAUACGAACUCACUCAUAACGAUAAGGUGGUGACGAUAUUCUCCGCGUCCAACUACUACGAGACGGGAUCCAACAAAGGUGCCUACAUGAAGCUGGUAGGCCCUCAGCUGGUACCGCACUUUGUACAGUUCAACACAGCCAGGUCUGUGGCCAAGGCACUCACCUUCAGACAGAAGGUGGGGCUGGUGGAGUCGUCUGCCAUCAGAGAGCUGAGUACCAAGGUCCAAGCUCACCGGGAGAAACUUAUAGUAGCCUUCAGGAGAUCAGACAACCACGACACCGGACUGGUGACGGUGUCGGAGUGGUGCUCCGCCAUGGAGGAGACCACUGGUCUCAGCCUUCCCUGGAGGAUGCUCAAGGAGAAGCUGGUCUUGAUGGACCCCGCUGGCUCGGGAAAAGUCCGCUACAUGACCACCUUCCAGGACAUCGAGCCUGCCAGGCGAGGGCACGGGGCCACCGUAGUUGAGACGCUCUACAGGAAUAAGUCGAGUUUGGAAGCCAUAUUUAGGAUAAUAGACAAGGAUAAUUCAGGUUACAUAUCCUUGGAGGAAUUCAAGGACGCGUGUGAGUUGCUGGGAGAGCAUCUUCAGCAUCCCCAGGACGAGGCCCUGGACAUCUGCAAGAGUAUGGACAUCAACAAGGAUGGCCUGGUGGACCUCAACGAGUUCCUGGAGACCUUCAGGCUUGUAGACAUGGAGGUCGGGAGAGGAGACUCCGUGGAUGUUGACUCUGACGACGAAGGUGACCGGGACUGAACGGGAGAAACUGCAAAUGGGGAUUGAUAAUAACGUCAUGUCAUAGAGAAACAUGAAAAGAAUUACGGGAAGAUUUACUGAUCACAUAUUAUAGUUGUUUUCAUGGAUCACGUUAAAUGGGAUAAGCAGGAUUACAAUACCAUAAUGCUAUACUGCGUUGAUUCAAGUUCCAAGAUUUAGGAUUUCAUCAAGCUUUUCGGUCAUUGACGAUUGACCAAGUCACUAAUAACAUAACAGAGAAUAAUGCCCUGUUGACUCACAAACAAUGUCGUAACCAGACCUGCAGCUUGGUUUGUACAGGUAAGGUUAAUGGUUAAAAGACCAUUAAACGUUGGUCUAAUCCACUAAGAUCAACUCAGGAUCACAAAGCAAGGUAAUCCAAAUUGUAACAUUUUAUCAUACAUGAGUUGUUUACGUCGAUUUUACGACAGCAAUGCGUUUUGAACACUGGAAAUGCCGGAAUUGUUCAUUGUGUUAACAGUCAUAUUAAUUCAAGUGGGGCCAUACGCCAAACUUGUUUUUGUCGAGCUAACAUUUCGUAUGUUUGCAGUCAAAUGAUACAACAGGACAUGCCAUUAUUCAAAAGAGAACUAACAGGACCUUGCCAUUAUUCAAAUAGUUAUCAAAUAAUUCUUUAAUAAUCCAAUGUACACGUGAUAAAUUUAACCACCACAUAUUUUGUGAAGCAUCAGCCCUUCUAGCCAAGCAACGCUUUACAAUUUUCUUCCUACGAAUUUCUUCAACUGCCUUAAUGUUUGGUCCAUGUAGGCGUUGAUAAAAAAUAAAAAAGGUCGCGUUAGAAAUGAAGAUUAUGUUGUUAAGGCUGCGGGUAUAAAAUUAUGUAUUGAUGAACACGUCUUAUUAACUUUAAAAUGUUUGAGAUACUCUUGAUGUUGUUUCUUCAUGAAAAUGUCCCUUAUUACAUGUGCAACAUUAAACUAGAUUGUUAAAAAGUGGUAAAUCUUAUUUGAAAAUGAUGCUUUCAAGAAUUAAUUGUUUAAGACAACAAAUAUAAUAUUAUCCAAAGUGAGUGAAUUCAGUUCCAAUUCUUGAGUUUAGAUGAGUUAAACAGUUGAGAAUAAUUAAAAUAUGUUUUAUAAAUUUACAACGAAUACUCUUUGUAAGCAUCUGGUAAGCAUGCUGUUUUCUUGUUACAUGUAAUAUGGAAGCCAAAUAGAAAAGACAAGUUGAUAUUAAAAUUGCAACUUCAAAGUAAAAUGUCUUGUAUUUGGUGCUCAACUUCUAGUCGAUAUAUUUUAGUGAUGUGCCAAAAGACAGAUAGAUACCUUUAUGGAAGUUGGAUCUGUAAAUAGUUUUGAGAAAUCUAAGUUGUAAAUAAUAUUAGUUAUUAUGAAGGAAUUGUCCAUCUGUGUAGAUUGUAUAUUUCAACCACUGGCUGUGUUUACUGUUGAAGUGUCGUAUAUACUUUAUAUACGUUUAUAUACGUGUAUAUACGUUUAUCAUAUACUGUAUAGAGAAUGAAAUACUUAUAUGAUAUAAAUGUAGUUUUUUCUUAACAAUAUAGUUAAAUGUUCGAUGUUCUUCAAUUAUUCUCAUGUAAACACCAACUCUAUUGUAACCAUUAGCUCUGUGUAUUCCAGUUAUUAGGUACUCUAGUAUCUUCUUACAAACACAAGAUAAACGUUCUACGUUUUGUCGUCUGCUCUUGGGUAUUAAGAUAAUGAUAACUGUAAGUAAUAUCACUAGAUCUAUUCAAAUUUGGUAAAUUGCGUUAAAAGUGAAACUUCAAUCUCGUAAAAUCUAUGAUUUAAUAAGUUUUUAAAUGACUCUUUUAGUAAUAAACAACCUCAAUUAUGACGUAACAAAGUGCUAAUUUAAUAUGUCCUAAUAUGUAAAAUAUAAUGAACACCACAAUAAUAAUAAACUUUUUUAGUAUCGUGCGAAAUCAAUAGUUAAAUGUAAAACCUCUUCAAUUUUGUUCACUGUAUAUUCUGGUUAGUGUGUCUUAUUUUAGAGAUAUUUAAAAACAAACUUACUUCUUAGUUGUUCCUACUCAGUUCAAAGGUCAGCUGAUUAUUACGUUUUGUGAACCCUGUGUGUAUUUACUGAACAGUUUCCAUUUUUUAUGCAAUCGUAUUUAUAAUCAAGCCCUUCUAUCUAUGUCAUUCUAGCAGAAUGAAUUCAAUUUUAUGAAAUUUUUCCCAAGUCACCUAUUCCCAUUUUUUACUGAUAAUAAGUGAAUGGCUGGAUAAUUAUAUGUAAGAAAUAAUCGUAUAAAUUGGUUGUGGGCCGUACUCAGUUAAUAUGUUUUAUUGUCAGUGUUAUCAAGGGAAACUCAAGCCAAAUUAAACUGUUUUCUCAAAAUAACGAGCUAUUGAUUGGAAUUAAAUACAAAGGAGCUUACUACUACUGGUCCGUCCACAUAUAAUGAUCAAAAACCUAAUAUAAUUUAUUGAAAUAAAUUAUAUUUUUUGUAAAUACAUUUAUUUCAUUUAUUCGUGAUUCCCCUACGUUUUCGAACCGGGAUUGAUCUAAAUGGUUUUUCUUAUCAAAUGUGUAACUGUAUUAAUGUAGAGAAAUAAAUAUUAAUGUUUGAUUAAAAUCGUGAUAUUUUAAAAUUAAAAAAAAAACUAUUGAAAAUGUAAUCUGUUGUAUUACCUUUAAUUAGGGUAAUAAUUGACACGGCUAGCUGGGUGGAUAGUUACCAUUGAUAGGGACCAUAACAAUAUUAACUAUUAUUUAGAUUAUAGUGUAAAUAUUUGAUGUAAAUUAUUUUUAUGUAAAAUUUAUUAGGAGGUUACUAUACGUAUUGGUGGGAAUAUUAAUAAGUUUAUAAACUUAAUAAAAGAAUAGCAUGUCAAUGUUUUGUUUUAGUUAAAAACGUUUGUAUUUUUUAUUUUACGUUAAAAUAAAGCUUUGUUCUCUGUAAUGUCAAUUGUAAUUUAAAACAGUAUUUUAGUUGUGUUUAUAACGUUCAUUGUCCAGAGUUUGUGAGUGUUUAGAUUUUAGAUUGGAAUGUUAACUCGUUUUAUAGUUCCACAUUUAGUUCUGAAUCUUGGUAGGAACUUUAAGGACAAAACGGGUGCUUCAUGUGGUUUUUGUAUAAUAGUUGUAUUGAUGUUUGUUUCGUCAUUGACGUAAUUUUAUUUAUUCAAUUUAAACAAGAUAUAAACAACAGAUGGCUCCAAAAUAUGUUUUACUUUUCAAAUGAUGCAUGAUGGUUAACCUAUAAAAGCACCUAAAUAUGAUUAAUAUGAAAAAGUUUGACGACUAUUAAAAAAUAUCACACACACACUUUGUAAUAGUAUGCAUAUAAGUAAACAUAUUCCAAAUAAUUUAGGAGUUGAUUAAAAUAUAUGAAAAUAUAUUUUAACAAAUCAAUGAAUAUCUUAAAGUCACCCUAUUAAGUCGAAGACUUUCGUGAUACAAUUUUGGUCAAAGUGUAUUUUGUUUUUAAAUACGUAAGUUAAUUUGAUGUAAGAAAAAAGUUUAUUUUUUAACUCGUCUAAAUAAAAAAUCUGUUUAAUUGUAUCUUUCAAAAU
Molecule: messenger RNA, 5923 nt
Organism: Macrosteles quadrilineatus (aster leafhopper)
Lineage: Eukaryota; Metazoa; Arthropoda; Insecta; Hemiptera; Cicadellidae
Product: serine/threonine-protein phosphatase rdgC-like
Exons: 16
Coding region: 273-2420 (715 amino acids)
Biological process (GO): detection of stimulus involved in sensory perception
Cellular component (GO): cytosol; nucleus
Molecular function (GO): calcium ion binding; protein binding; iron ion binding
Source: RefSeq, a predicted model, not a curated record